AGAGCUUGCUCUUCCCUCACCAAAAGCAGGAGGCAGCUCUCGCUGUGUGGAGUUAGCUUGAGGGCCCCUCAGGUUCUGCCGCCGCCACCCCAUUUUCUCACACGCGAAGGAAGAGCCAGGAGGAGUAGGAGCAGCGGGUUGAGCUAAGCCCGGUGUGAGGUGAGGCUCCUCCGCUUGUUCAGCCUCACGUCCGUGUCUGCCUGCCUCUCUCUCGCUUUCCCCGCUUCUCUUUCCCAACAUGUCGGCGCCGGCGGCCAAAGUCAGCCAGAAGGAGCUCAACUCCAACCACGACGGGACCGACGAAAUCUCAGGUACAAAGGCCGAAAACGGGGGUUUGUGUGGAACGUGGAAAUGGUGGGCGGUGCCCUGCGGGCGGGAGUGAAGCGCGAGAGACAUUCAGGUUCUUUUGCACCUCCGCAGCCGCCAUCUUCUCCAGAAACAGCAGUGGCAGCCACCACAGGAGGCGGGAAGGGGAAGAACGCUUUGGAGCUGCGGGGGGGGGGGGCUCGCUCGUGUGGGCCGGAUGUGUAGGACGCGGCGGCUACAGCCAAGCAAGGAAAAGGAGACCAUGUUAAAAUUCUUUUGUCUUCCACGCGGUGGACACUCGCUCGCUUGUUCUCCCUUCGUUCCUUUACUUUUCUCGCUUCUCUUGCAGCAGCGGCAGCUGCAGUAAGAGGCCUCAUUUUUCGUUCCCUUUACAUCAGUCUUUUCCCUCCACAUCGUCGCGGACUCCUCGGGAACUGUGCUCCCCGGCCCCCUUUUUGCUUGCCCGCCAUGAUUGGCUUUCCUGCGCGGCAUGGCUUCGGGUUACAGCAGCUUUUGCAGUUUGGAGGGUAGUAGCGCGUUUGGGGUUUUUUUUUUGGGGGGGGGAAGCUCCUGUGCUUCCUACAUUCAUGUUUUUGUAUAUAUAUAUGCUGGAAGCCGCCCAGAGUGGCUGGGGCAGCCAGAUGGGCAGGGUACAAAUAAAUUACUAUUAUUAUUAUGUGGAUCGCUAAUUCCACCACUACCACGUGCGGCUGUGGCGUGGCUUCCUCGACUAAAUCUCUUUGUAACUUUUUGCAGCGCAAUCUGUUAUUCCGGCUUAAUCCUCUCUAACAAAAUAAUAUAAAUACACUUAGAUUUCCAGUUGCUGCAGCUUAAAAAAAAACGGUGUUUGGUUUUUAAAGUGACUAUAGUUUUCCAUGUAUUGGAGAGAAGCGCUUCCCCCCCUUAGUCGCGCUGCUUGUAGCCCCGCCCCCGCGUUGGAUGGCAGAGACCAGCCUACUAGAGAGUUCCCAGCGUCCGGCUCUGCGCACGUGUUUCCUCCGCCUUCAUUUUUACCCGCCUUAAAAAAUAAUUAAAAAAAACCUGGAGGGAUGAACUGCAAGGUGAUUGUGCUUCGGUUGCCUUCAAUUGCACGUGAGUGAGGCACGUUGUACAGUACAGAUGAGUAGGUCGUGCAAAAUUAAAACUUGGUCCCAAGUAAAUUGUAUGGAAUUGCAGCCUUAGGUAGGCCAUAGGUGAAGUGGGCGUGGGGGAUCCUCCUAGAAAACUUUUCUGUCUAGGUUUGUGGGAUCCUGCCUUCUGGGUUUUUUAAUAGCUGCUUCACACUGCCUUUCUGUUAUCCGAAAGCAUGCUCACCUACUCAACUCUGUGUUUUAUUUCAUAAAAAAUAGUAAUCCAGGAAAUCAAUGUGUUCCCAAGUAUGUUAUAUAUAGUUUUUCAGUUAAGUUAAACUGGUCAGUUGUAUAGUUGAACAAGCUUUUGGAUCUAUUUAAAGUGCCCUGAAUGGUCUUAAAGCUUACUAUACUGUCUUUUAGAUGAGCGUGACUGGCAAGUUGAGAAAUUUUAGAACAAGCAAAAUAUGUUUUACUGGAGCAAGAAAGCUAAAAUAGUGGCAAUAUCUUGAUCUGGAGGGAUUUGGCAACAGGUUUGGGUGGCAUGCUUAUUUGUGUUAGGAUAAAGUCAAAGUUCAUAGAGGUUUUUUGAACCACAUAAUAAGAAGUAAGGCUAAAUUACUCUCCAAAAUGUAUAGACUCUUACUGGAUUGGGAAGUGCUAGAGGAGGAGGUUAAAUCUGUGACAAUUCAGUGGUCUAAAGACUUUGGUUAUAAUAUUUAGAUGGCAUCUUGGGGAAAGCUUUGGAAAAAGGACAUAAAGUUUACGGCUUGCUAUACGUUAAAAGAAAACUACAUGGCGAUGUUCUGCUGAUUGUACAUUAUGCUAAGUAAGCUGGUGACAGUGUAUAAAACCAGCUCAAAUCUUUGCUGGAGAUGUAAAGAAUCAGAGGGAACAAUGUACCACAUGUGGUGGAAAUGUAAAAAGAUUUUAAAAACUGCUGGGAAACUAUAAUGAGCUUUAAAAAAUGUUCAAAUUAACUGUCAUCAAAAAGCCCGAAGCCUUUUUUAGGUAUUAUUGCUGCAGAUAUACCAAAAGAAUUAAGAAAGAUGUAUGCAACUACUGCAGUGAGAAUAUUAGUAGCUAGAUGGUGGGCUGGAGAUAAAACAACUAAAUUGGAAUGGCAGGUGAAGUUAUUUGAAUAUGUAGAAUUGGCAAAGAUGACAGGGAAAAUCAGGAAUCAAACCAAGAGUUUAACAAAGAAUGGGAUUUAUAUAUUUAAAAGAACAUUGUUCUCAGAUAAAAUCUUUGAAAUGUCUUGAAUAACUUCUGCAACAAAAUAUUCUACCAAGAAUAUGGACAAUUAAUGGUAAGUUUAAAAAUAUGCAAUUAUGCAGUCAACAAAGUAAUGAUGGACCCAUAUUGAGGAUGACGGAAGUCACAAUAUACGGAAGAAUCAUAUUUUCUAUGUAAAAAAUUUUUUGUAUGUGAGGUGAUUUGUUUUCUUGUUGUUUUGUGGUGGAGGGAUUUAAUAUUUAAAAUCAAUAAAGAUUAAAAAAAUUAAAAAGUGGCAAUAUCAUCAAUAAUGUUGAAAAAUAUCUUGUGAAUAGACAAGAACAGCUCUUUUUACCUGUAGACUUGGGCCCAGAUUUUGGAUUAAAGUUUUUCAGCACAGUAUUAUGCUAGUUUAUACUCAGGAUUUUCUUUUUUUUAAAAAACCCCAAAAACCCUUAACUUCCUGUUUUAAGUGUGCAAAGGAUUGCAGCUUAAGGAAGAAAAUACUAUGUUUCUUUGUUAAAAUAUAUCCUCAGGAAAGGGGAGUUUGAGCAACUGAAUACACAGUCAAAAAGCACUGCAGAUUGAGAAUCAUUCAGGUCAUCCAUCCACAAUAUGGAUACUUGCAUUGAAUUGUGUUACUAAUUGGAAUUUGACUUGAGCCACUUUUUUUCCAGACAAAGAGCAACAGGAAGCAAUUGAACAUAUUGAUGAAGUACAGAAUGAAAUAGACAGGUAACCCAGAUGGUGUUGUAGCUGUUUUUUUUAGAAUACACUUAAAACUACUCUACAUAUAUUAUAAUAAUGUAGAUAUUCCAUAAAACAGCAUUGCUUGUAACAUCUGAAGUCUGUUUCAUGGUUAGACACAGUUUCAUCUCUUAAUAAAAAGAUGAAAAGGAAACUGUUCGGAGCCAUAAGAAGCUCUUACCUUUUGGACAGAGAUGUUCAUAAAUUAUGUGAGCCAAGGCUCCUUAAUCAGAAAUGCUGGCUAUGGGUGUGCAAGGAGGAAAAAAAACAUGCCUCCCCCCCCCCCCCCCAUCCCACUACCAGCAGCAACAAAUGCAGCCUAGCUACUGAAACUACAUAACUUUCAGCCUGUCAGCUUGUUUGCAUGCUUUCUUGCUUCUCUUCUGUGGAUUUUACAUAAGCUAUAAAAGUAUUUCAAAAGUGCAGGGGAUUGAAAAAUAAAUCAAUGGGAAACUAAAUUGUUUUAUUUUUUAUUCCUUUUAUGCACACCUAGUGUCAGCAAUCAAACAGGCAAAUUGGGCCAUUGUAAUGCUGAAUUUUCUGAGUUAGUGAGUAAAGAAUUUAGAGCCACAGUUAAAACAGAUUUAUAUGUGGGAAAUGCUGUGCAGUAUGGUAGCAUACUGUACUUUCCUCUGUCAAUGCCGGUCUUUGACCUGAGAAUGUGUACUACUGUACAGUUAGGACUGACUUCAUCACCAUUCAGAUAUUUGGUUCUGAUCUGUAAGGAUAGAUUUGUGUUGUGUGUUUAGUGUUGUGGCUUGUUUGAACCAAAAAUGCCACACUUCAUUGAACACAUCAACUGAAGACCCAGUUCUGUUGGUUUCAGAUUAAAUCUUCUAAUUUAAAAAAUCUGUUGAAUUCCAUGCUGCUUUGAUACUUCCCUUAAACCUCAGAUUUCCCACUGUGUUUGUAUAUUGUCUUUGCUAUAUAGACUGAAUGAACAAGCCAGUGAGGAAAUUUUGAAAGUAGAACAGAAGUACAACAAACUCCGCCAACCAUUCUUUCAGAAGAGGUCAGAAUUGAUCGCCAAAAUCCCAAAUUUUUGGGUAACAACAUUUGUCAACCACCCACAAGGUAUGCUAAAGUCCUAUAUUUUCUUAAAGCUUAAUUUUAUAAGCUUAUUUGUAAUAAUUUUGUAAAGUGACUUCCAAUAUUCAAUAUCCUAUCUCAACAAGACAGCCUAUCAAAAAAUAGCUUAGAUGUACUCUUUCCCAAAUGUGAAGUCUGUGAUUCAAAUUCCUAAAUACUAGUUUUCAUUUCAAUUAUUUGGUUGUAUUGAGCAGUGUUGUUGAGUUGGCAGCAAGGCUUCUGUCAGUGGAACCUCUGAAGAAGUUGGGAGGAGGAGUUGCUCCUGGAGGCAACCCAAUUCACUUAAACUUCAGGCCUCAAUAGUCUGUAAACGUAGUUCAGAAAUAAUUCAUUAGAAAUUAGGUUGUAUUAGUUGAUUGGUGCAUAUGGCCUGUAACAACUUAUUAUGGACAUAGUUUGAAAACCCUGAAGCAAGAUAUAUUUUGGAGAAGAGCACAACUGUAAGUUUAAGAAAUAAAAUUAAGUAGGGUGGUGGUGCUAAAGAAUAUGGAAAACAAACUUUGGAUGGAAAUUUUUGUAAUUUUGACAGUAUCUGCACUUUUGGGAGAAGAAGAUGAGGAAGCUCUCCAUUAUUUGACCAGAGUUGAGGUGACGGAGUUCGAAGACAUCAAAUCAGGUUACAGAAUAGAUUUUGUAAGUAAAGGUGUGCUGCACCUUCCUUACCACCUAUGUGGAUGGCUGAGAGAACAGCCUGAUAACUCCCCGAGGCCUUGCUUUGAAAUCCAUAUGCCUUGUAUUGGUAGCUACAUUUUAUGUUCUCUUGACUGCAGUAUUUUGAUGAGAAUCCAUAUUUUGAAAACAAGAUGCUCUCUAAAGAGUUUCAUCUGAACGAGAGUGGGGACCCAUCAUCAAAAUCAAGUGAAAUCAAAUGGAAAUCUGGGAAGGUAUGUAGCUGUUUGUGUUUCUUUAAAUCAGUGUCUAUUUUGAAACAGUGUUUCUUUUCCCUGCGUGAUUCGUGAUUCUAGCCACUAGUGCAGGCAGUGGCUGUUUUUGGUGUGCCCAAUAUCUGCACAACUGCACACAUGCCAAACACAGAAUUGACCCCAAAAAAAUCACAAAAGGAGGGGUGCAGUAUGGGGCAGCCUUACAUGGACCCUGCCAACAAGGAGGGGGGUGGUCUGGAACAUAACAGUCACACAAAUCGGUUGCUGCCUGUACCAUCUUCUCCAGCUAGAAUGGUUUCCUCCAGACAUGGGUGCAACAAAGCAUGAUUGUACCUCUGUUGUGGAGUUAAGGUUGUUCUGUGUUUCAGAGCUGAAAACAAUGCUAAUAUACUGUAUUUCACAUCUGGCAACCCAUGCGCCCCUCUGGUUUCAGAUAGUACAUGAGUAGACAAGUCUAAAAAGCUCUAGGAGGCUUAGUUCAGUCAGAAUAGAGUAUACACUUCCAGAGUUAAUGCUAAAUACAUUACUUCGGUAAAUGACCUACCAUAGCUGCUAAAGGACCAUGAAAUAUUUGUGUCCCAGUCUUUUUAGACUCGCCUAUCCAUAUCCUUUCUGAAAUCAAAGGGGCACAUUGUUUGCCAGGUGUGAAUUUUUUUUAGCUCUCCUACCCCACUAAGUGAAAUUCAUAAGCUACUCCUGAGAUUGGUAUGAGAACCUUAUGAAGCAAAUAAUACACGUGAAGACCAAUCUGUGGGUUGUAGCCAGUGUUAGUCAUACUUGGAGUAGUUCCAUUGAAAUUAAUGAGCAUUCAGUGGGUCUCCUCUGAGUAGAACUUAGUUGAGUGCAACCCUUUUUAUAGUGUGAAGGGAAAUGGUUAAUCUAUAAAAGAGCAUGGUAUUAGUCUACUGCUGAGAGAUGGAAAAGGGACAAGCAUAUACAAAUCUUAAAAGCUAAUUGCUUCAAUUUAUUUAUCCAUUUAUAUACAUUUUUUAUUCUGCUCUUCCAGGUUGCUCAGAGUAGCAUAUAUGGUUCCUCCCUUCUGUCCUCACAACAACUUUGUGAGGCAGGUUAGACUCUGAGAACUGACUGGCCUAAUGUCAUCCAUUCAGUUUCAUGGCUGAUUGAGGAUUUGAGUGUUGUGUUGUAACCAGUGUGCUACACUGGUUCUGAGUAACUCUUAUAAAGAGACCCGAGGAGGGUUGGAUGUCAAAUUUUAGUAACUCAGUUGUUUGAACUUUGCUACUUGUCUGGCCUAGAAUUGUCAGAAGAUUCAUAUUAAGAAGGGCAAAUCUGGUAGGUUUAUUCCUCCCCCCAUCAAAUAUUUUAAUGGAGAGAACCAAUAAUGCUUUGAUUGGGUUGUUCACAAGGGGAUGUGACCCUGUUGUAAAAGUACAGCUGAUGGUCAUGGGAUAUUCUUAAUGAGAAGCUAUGUUUCCUUCAACACUCUGGAAUUCUCUACUGUGUUAAUGUGUUGCAUCACAUCUACACAAUUUAAAGUGCCCUUAUACCACUUCCCCAAAGAAUCUAGGGAACUAUAGUUUAAGGGUGCUAAGAGUUGGGACAUCCUUAACAAACUACAAUUCUUAGCAUUCUUCGUAUGGAAGCCUUGACUGUUGAAGUGGUAUGAGUGCUUUAAGUGUGUGCUGUGGAAGAAGUGACCUUUGUAGAACUACUUCAAAAUGGCCAGAUUGUUUGUUAUGUCUCAGGUGCUUAGUCUUUGUUUUUCCAAAUGGCCACUUUUUUCUGAAAUUGAUGGGGAUAUCAAAAUCAGUUUGAUGUUCCUUAUCACACAAUCCUAUUCAGUAAGUGGCUUGGUAGUCUCUGAAUAAAGAUGACAAAUAGCAGUCACGUAAGUUAAAGUGAAUGCUUUUUUGAUGGAAAAACUAAUUUUCAAAAGAAAGUUAUGAUUUCUCUUGUGUGGGUUUUGUUAAAGGAUCUGACAAAGCGUUCAAGUCAGACACAGAACAAGGCCAGCAGAAAGAGGCAGCAUGAAGAACCCGAGAGUUUCUUCACUUGGUUCACUGACCAUUCUGAUGCUGGUGCUGAUGAACUAGGAGAGGUCAUUAAAGAUGACAUCUGGCCGAACCCAUUACAGUACUACUUGGUAAGGGUCUUCUAAUGAGUUUACACCAUGCUUGUAGCAGGGUGUUUAUGGCUGGUUUAAGACAAAUAAGCUAACAGUAGCAUAUAUUGUUGUUCUUUGAAUAAGGUUCCUGAUAUGGAUGAUGAAGAAGGUGAAGGAGAGGAAGAUGACGAUGAUGAGGAAGAAGGAGGCUUGGAGGACAUUGAUGAGGAAGGUGACGAAGAUGAGGGUGAAGAUGAUGAAGAUGAUGACGAGGGAGAAGGAGAGGUUGGAAUGAUUGAUAUUUUCCAUUUAGCAAUGGCUUGUUAAUAGAAUUGUAGAAUUAGAAAGGACCCUGAGGAUCAUCUAGUCUAACCCCCUGCAUUUCAGGAAUGUGCAGCUGUCCCAUACAGGGAUAAAACCUGCAUCCUUGGUGAUAUCAGUACCACUUUCUAACCAACUUACCUUGUAAGUUGCAACUUUGCCAGGUUUGAGUUGAGAUUCAUUUGGCCCCAUGAUUUCUUAAGCUUGUGUGACUCAUAUUCUGAAUACAUGUAUUGAGUUCAAUAAGGGCGUGUUCAUGGUAACUUUAUGAAUGGCAAAUAUUAUAAGCACUUGAAGGAUUUUUACUAGUUUACCUGCUAUUUGUGGCACAAGAAUUGACUGGAAACUUCUCCCUACCUGUUGUGUGGAGACAAUAGUUCCUUGCUAUGGGCUACCUAACAGCUAGCAACUUCAGGUGUGGUUAAGGACGAAGUGGCAGUGGUAUGUGUGUGUUCUGCCUGGUGUCAGGCAACUUUGUUAUCUCUGCAUGCAUCUAAACUUUGUGUGCCAUAGUUUUGAGCGACUUGGGUUAAGUAGCUGUGUAAUUCAGAGGAUCUCUUGGUAUGGAAGAGCAGUGUUUUAAAAGUAUAGGAGGUUUGCUCAGAAGUGUGUCCAGCUGUGUUUUUGUUUAUAUUUAAUUAUGAAUUAGAUUUAUAUUCCACCCUUCAUCAUAAGAUUACAUGGUAAAAACAAUCAGUACUUUUUUCUAAAAAAAUGUUUAGGGGUACUCUCAUUUUCCUACUCAUAUUGAAAUACUGCCGCUCAAUGAGGCCAAACCUAGAUUCAGAAAAUGUUUAGGAGUAUGCGUAGCCCCAGAAAAAAAACACUGAAAACAAGUAAAUGAAUAAAACAAAGUAAGUAAAAACAGAACCGCAAAAAAAUUAAUUGUGAGAGUCCCUUUAGCAAGCAUUGUAAAUGAAUAGCAACCUUGCCUUGUGAUGUCUAGGUAGAGCAGAAAGGAGGAUUGUAGAGCCUCUCCUGGAAAAGCAACAACAUAGUGAUUAAUAAGGAGAGAAUGGGUGGUAUGAUGUUUGUAUUGAUGUGAUGAUUACUUAGCAAUGUGUAAAUUUUGUAUUUCAACAGGAAGAUGAAGGAGAAGAUGACUGAACACUGACAGAUUCCAACCACCACCCCUCUUUCCAGUCCUAGGAGCAAGUUGCUAUUUCCCCCUGCCCCCUCCUUUUCGUUGCCUUGUUCUCCUGAGGUCUCUUCCCCCCCCCCUUCCUCUUCACUAUGGUUCACAAAUAAAUUUUGGAGAAAAUAUCAAGCGACAUACCGUGGAAAUGAAACCUCUACCUUCUACCCUUUUUUUUAUUAUUCCUGUUUCGAAGCAAAAACAAAAGAACUGUUAAUGGAAUCAACACACCGUGCUUUGUGGGGAAGAAAAGAAGCCUUCUGCUCCCUUCAUUCUGCUGGAAACUGAAGAGUGCUAGGCCCCUGUGUAGUAGUGCAUAGAAUCUAGCUUUUUCCUCCUUUCUCUGUAUAUUGGGCUCAGAGAUUACACUAUCUCUCUAUGUGAAUAUGGACAGUUAGCAUUUACCAACAUGUAUCUGUCGUCUACUCUUUUUUUAUUCUUUUAGCUUUUUCAUUUUUAAAAAACGAGGGAGUUAUAGACAAGGCGGCAAGCAGGGUUGGGUUUCAGAUGUUAGGGUGGGUUAAAUGGGCAUUUUGACAAAACAAGGCUCAUUUGGCAUGCUCGUUUGCGUGUUAAAAAGAUGAGUUAAAAAACAAAAUCUCCUAAUUACAGUUGAGCCCUGCCACUUGAUGGAGAAUCAACAGAACCUGUAGGAUCUUAUGUUGAAUUUACAUUCUCUGUUAUACUUUUGUUCUUCGUUUUGUUUUUUGUUUGACUGGGAAAAGGAAGGCUUAAAUGUUAAAAAGUGUACAAGUUGCUUUGUUACAAUAAAACUUAACAUGUACACAAGGAGGCUUAUAUUCGUCACUGGGGGGGAUGCUUCUGACCCCACCCCUUUGGUUUCUCAACAUGUAAGUUCAAAAUCUUUUGGCCUAAUAUGUUCCAAGGAAGAAAACUGCAAAAAACCAGUUGUGCAUUAAAAAUGAAAACAAGCCCCUCAAGCAGACUUGCACUUUCAUGGGUUAAGGUUGGAGCAGAGGCGUAGCAAGGUCAGGUGGUACCCAGUGCAGCAUUUUGUCACCCCCCCCCCCCCCUUGAAAUUAUUAAAAGAAGGAAAAAUAAGAUACA
Podarcis lilfordi (Lilford's wall lizard) is the source of this 9900-nucleotide messenger RNA. The record is from the annotation of a GenBank genome assembly. Lineage: Eukaryota; Metazoa; Chordata; Lepidosauria; Squamata; Lacertidae.